Molecule: messenger RNA, 720 nt
Organism: Aspergillus tubingensis
Lineage: Eukaryota; Fungi; Ascomycota; Eurotiomycetes; Eurotiales; Aspergillaceae
Exons: 1
Coding region: 1-720 (239 amino acids)
Source: RefSeq, a predicted model, not a curated record
AUGACAACCCUCAACUUAAAUACCCUCUUCACCUCCCUCCCCACCAAAAACUGGACCCUCCUCCGAGUCCUCAAAAGCGCCAACCCGCACGACAUCAACGGCAACCUCCACGGCACCGCAUCCUUUACCUCUCUUCCUGACACCACCACACAAGAUCCCCCCUCCCCGCAGCGCCAACUCCUCUACACCGAGACGGGCACCCUGCCGCCACACAUCGGACAUAAUCUACAAUGGAAGAAGAGUUAUAUCUGGAGGUUGAAAUCAUCCCCAUCUACAGCUACAUCCACAGCUACACCUACAGUCAAGGAUGAUUUAUCCGUCUGGUUUGUGAAGGUGGGUGAUGAGAAGGUCGCGGAUUAUUUGUUUCAUGGGAUGGAGUUUCUUGAUGAUGGUGAUUCGGUGGGUGGUGGGGAUAAGGAUAAGGAUGAGGAAGGGGAGGAGUUUGUGAGUGCGCCGGUGCCGCCGCCGGCGACUAUACCUGGAGGAGAUAAGGGAGGGGAGCAGACAGUGGUGGUUACGGCAAGGGGGAAUCAUCUUUGUAUUAAUGAUAUGUAUCGGACGGCGUAUGCGUUUCGGGUGUUGAAAACUGAGAAUGAUGGUGAUGGUGGGGAUGGGGAUGGGAUUGGGGAGGUGGUUAGUUGGGCGAGUAGACAUGUGGUUAAAGGGCCGAAGAAGGAUCAGGAUAUUGUGAAUUAUUAUACGGUGAGGGAGGGGGUUUAG